CUAGGUAGACCAAGAGACAGACCUGCAAGGCCUCUCUCCUCUUUGGAAGCUACAAGACCUCUGUGUGCCUUUCCAAGUGCAUUCAUGUUUAGAGGGAAUUCAGGUUGGAAGUUGGGGGGUGGGUGGUAGUGGUGAGCUGCUGCUGUGCAGAUGGUGUCUCUAAUCUUCUGGCCAGAAUGGGAACUCCACAAAGGCAAGAGUAUCUCCUGUCUCUCUGGCAUCCCAGUAGGAGCAGGCCAGUGAUGGGCACAGAGGGACAUUCUGCAGACUGCUCCUGUGAGUGAGCAGGAUGAACCCUGCGCCACGUGUCAGGAGGAGAGGCGAUCUUACUUCCAGGGAGUAAGGGAGAAUGGGGAGAGUAAUUCAGAGAAUGCUGCCAAUGGGGGAGAUUUGGAGAAGCACAGGAACCCGGUGCUGGGAAGAGAAAUGGUGUGAGAUACUGGGACACAACUUCCUACUAGCAAUGGUCCCUCAACCAAGCCUGGAUGGUUCGCUUCCUGCUUGCGCAAGAUGUCUCACCAGAAGAAGCAGCCCACCCCCAUGCCUCCAAUGGGCUUCGGGAAGACCUCGGGCGGCGGCGGCGGCGGCGGCGGCGGCGGCGGCGGCGGCGGCGGCUCCGGCUGCGGAGGCUACUCCGGGGGCGGAGGCUGCUCCGGAGGCGGCGGAGGAGGCUCCGGAGGCUGCGGAGGAGGUUCCGGUGGAAGCGUCAAGUACUCCGGGGGCGGAGGCUGUUCCGGGGGCGGCGGCGGCUCCGGCUGCGGAGGCUACUCCGGCGGCGGCGGCUCCGGCUGCGGUGGCGGCGGCUCCGGAGGAGGUUCGGGUGGGAGCACCAAGUACUCCGGGGGCGGCGGCGGCUCCGGCUGCGGAGGCUACUCCGGCGGCGGCGGCGGCGGCGGCUCCGGCCAGCAGGUUCAGUGCCAGAGCUACGGAGGUGUCUCCGGCGGCGGCUCCGGCUGCGGAGGCUACUCCGGGGGCGGCGGCGGCUCCGGCUGCGGCGGCGGCUCCUCCUCCAGCGGCGGCUCCGGCUGCGGAGGCUACUCCGGCGGCGGCGGCGGCGGCGGCUCCGGCCAGCAGGUCCAGUGCCAGAGCUACGGAGGUGUCUCGGGCGGCGGCUCCGGCUGCGGCGGGGGCUCCUCGGGGGGCGGCUCCGGCUGCGGCGGCGGCUCCUCCGGGGGCGGCUCCGGCUGCUUCUCGUCGCAACAGACCCCCCAGACCUCGUGCACGCCCCAGCAGGGCUACGGAGGCGGCUCCUCCGGGGGCGGGGGCGGCGGGGGCUGCUUCUCCAGCGGCGGCGGCUGCGGCGGCGGCUCCUCCGGGUCCGGGGGCGGCGGGGGCUGCUUCUCCAGUUGCGGGGGCGGCGGCGGCGGCGGCUCCUCCGGGUCCGGGGCCGGCGGGGGCUGCUUCUCCAGUGGUGGGAGCAGCGGCUCCUCCGGGGGCGGCAAGGGCGUCCCGGUAUGCCACCAGACCCAGCAGAAGCAGGCGCCUACCUGGCCAGCCAAGUAAGGCCCGUUGGAAGCCGUGGAGAAGAAAGAGCUGCAGGUGUUCUCCGUGGGCGCCAGUGGCUUUAGCGCUCUCAUGAUAUUGCCCUGAGGUUCCCAAAUCCUACAGGUGUUAACACUGGAGCCAUUGAGUUCUGGGGCUGCAUCUUGUUCUGCAUUUUUUCCUCUUUGGUUUCUGUACAACUACCUCCCAACCCCGGUACAUCCUCAGUCAAUAAAUUUGCAAUUCAUGAGAA
Messenger RNA from Canis lupus familiaris (dog), 1735 nucleotides. RefSeq names its product loricrin cornified envelope precursor protein (gene LORICRIN). Lineage: Eukaryota; Metazoa; Chordata; Mammalia; Carnivora; Canidae. The transcript has 4 exons. The record is from RefSeq and is a predicted model, not a curated record. Gene Ontology annotation, cellular component: cornified envelope. Bases 511 to 1503 code for a protein of 330 amino acids. Gene Ontology annotation, molecular function: structural constituent of skin epidermis.